AUGACAUCGCGCGGCUGCAACGCCACGACGACAAGGGCCAAAGGCCGUGGCACCCCGAGCAGCGAGGUCGAGGACACCUUCCUAUCGCUGCACCGGCGCGAGGGCGUCGUGGGUGUGAUCGCCACCACGGCCGACGGGGCGGUCAUCAAGUCCACGCUGGACAACGCCGAGGAGACUGCCCGGUACGCGCUGCUCGCCGCGGGCCUCUGCAGGGAAGCCAACAACAGCGGCACCGGGAAGCAGCCCUCGUUCUUCAAGAUGAAGGCUGGUGACCGCGAGAUCCUCAUCACUCCGAGCAGAAAGUACACGCUUAUCGUGAUCACCAAGAUCUCGAAUCCAUCCCCGGAGGCCACUCAAUAA
Dermacentor silvarum is the source of this 360-nucleotide messenger RNA. RefSeq lists its product as uncharacterized. Gene Ontology annotation, biological process: microtubule-based movement. The coding region runs from base 1 to 360 and encodes 119 amino acids. Gene Ontology annotation, cellular component: cytoplasm; cytoplasmic dynein complex. The record is from RefSeq and is a predicted model, not a curated record. The transcript has a single exon. NCBI's taxonomy places the organism in Eukaryota, Metazoa, Arthropoda, Arachnida, Ixodida, Ixodidae. Gene Ontology annotation, molecular function: dynein intermediate chain binding.